Messenger RNA from Symbiodinium necroappetens, 786 nucleotides. The record is from the annotation of a GenBank genome assembly. NCBI's taxonomy places the organism in Eukaryota, Dinophyceae, Suessiales, Symbiodiniaceae.
AUGUUUGCCAAUGCAGCUCGCCAAGUUGGGUCAACUGCCAAUCAAUUUAGAUGGGUUGGGCCCGCUGCUGUUGGGAUCGGUGGUUGCAUCCCAGCUUACUUUAUUUACGACCAUUACGACACGCAGCGACAAGCAAAGACAUACGAGAAGCUGGUCAGGGACAGGUGCUACCUGGACAUCGGCAUCGGCAAUCGCUAUGCCGGGCGCAUCAUCGUGGGCUUGUACUCGGACACCGUCCCUUUGACAUGUGAGAACUUCGUUCAGCUGUGCAAAGGCUACCGAAUCAAGGAGCGCAUCAUUGGUUACCAGAACACGAACAUCCACUUGAUCAAGUCGGGCUGUGCCAUAGCAGGUGGUGAUGUCUUGGACGGCACGGGAAGAACCCGUGGAUUGAGUAUAUACGGAGAGGCGUUUCCAGACGAGAACUUCGAGAUCAGUUUCCUGCGUGAUGGUGAUUUAGCAAUGUGCAAUUGGGGCAAGAACACCAACUCCUCCAUUUGGAUGAUUACCUUAUCGCAACAGAGAGCCUUCACAAACCAUCACGUUUGCUUCGGCACGGUCAUGAAAGGCAUGCGGGUGGUGAGGGAGAUCGGUGAACUGGGGACCAGAGUCGGCCGCCCAGCUGUGCCUAUCAGAAUCGUCCAGUGCGGUGUCCUGGAGGAUGGGAAAGAGCCUCCCCCGCCACCAUCAGUAGAGCUUGAAGAUGACACUGCUCCAUUGAUGACAGAGGACGAGUUCAGAUCGAUCAGCGUGAGCAGCAAGCCUGGUACAGUGCAGCCUUCAUGA